GUGUGUCAUCCCCAAUCACAUCACAUCACAAAUUAUUUAUUUAUUUAUAUAAAACUUUAAUCUCUUAAGACUAUCUAUUAUUGGUUUAACAGAACAGUGGUUAAACUCAAUUUACCUGUUUGCUGCUGUUAGUUAAGGCUAUUCCUCCAUAAAAUAAGCCCACUUGCCACUUUUGUUACGUAAAAGACCAAUAGAAGUUCUAUUAUAGAACAUAAGGAAUCAGACAACCAAGUAGUCAAUUUAUGAUAUUUUUGACUUGCAGCAAUAAUAAAAGGAAAGGUGCUCCAUUCUAAAACCGGAUCACUAAUGUCCGGGUGGAAUUCAGGAUAUGGAAACGAUGAGUGAAGAAGAUAAGAUAGACUGGAAGGUAGAAGCGGCCGGAGUCAUAAGAGAUAUUUCUGCCAACGUAACGUGUCUGUUCUUCAGUGACAGGCUCCAAGCAAACGAAGGACAAGGCGUGUACCUAAAUUUAGAAACCUUGGAAGGUUCCAAAUUUACAAUCAAAUUAAAUACGUCUGGUUAUGCAAUAGUUGGAAGGGAUUUGUUUGACGAUAACCAAUUGGAAGAACAAGGUGCUGUACCAUUCGAAACUGUAUACGCUCUCUUGCAAUCCAUCAGUCCACGAUACGUACGCAGCUUUGCCGGAAGCCUCCAAGCGAAAUUAACUGCACUUGCACGUCAACAAGAAGCUGAGAACAAUUUAGAGACACAAGGUGUCCACGUUUAACAUUUAUAACAGUGCUGCAUUCAGAGGUUGGG
Molecule: messenger RNA, 759 nt
Organism: Folsomia candida
Lineage: Eukaryota; Metazoa; Arthropoda; Collembola; Entomobryomorpha; Isotomidae
Product: GSK3-beta interaction protein-like
Exons: 3
Coding region: 329-727 (132 amino acids)
Biological process (GO): regulation of canonical Wnt signaling pathway
Cellular component (GO): cytoplasm
Molecular function (GO): kinase regulator activity; protein kinase A binding
Source: RefSeq, a predicted model, not a curated record